AUGUCUUACAAGACCUACAACCUGAUGUGGCAGGAGGCUCAGGAGGAGCUAGCGAACCUCCUUCGGGAAGACGAGGCACUCCGUCGUACCAUCAUGUUCAAGCGCAGUGCGCUGGUCGCGGCCCUGGAGCGGCAGUACGUGCGCUGCGUGAUCGUGUCUCGUAGCCUGGAUACGGUGCACGACAAUCUCAAGCAGCCGCAGCGCCGGCAGCUGGUCAGGCAGCAGCUCGACCUCAGCCUCAUACGCCUCCUGGAGAUAAAGCACGAACUAUGUUCCUUGGACGCGAGAGACACGCUGCACGCUGACCACCUCAUGAUCAAGCUCCGUCUGCAGCCCCAGCAGUUGCUGGUCCGGGUGCCCACAUACUUCGUCAGGGACAGACAGCAGCUCCUGCUCGAGAGGGAGCGCUUGAUGGCCCGGUGCCUGGAGGAGGCUGGCGUGGCUAGUGUGGAGGAGGAAGAAGCUCUACUGACGGUGGCUGAGGCUAUCGCCAUCCUGCAGCGGCACGAGAGGGCGAGACAAGCGCGUAACAGAGCCCUGCAUGCCAAGGCCGUCACAACAUCAAAAGAGCGCGACCGUGGGCGCGGUCGAGGGGCGCCCGAGAAGCCCUUGAGUCGCGACGCCGCAGCGGUGCUGAUCCAAGCGCACGUCAGGGGCAUCAUCGCCCGCGCCGCCGUCGCCAGGAUGAAGCAACAAGAGAUGGUCUUCCUGGGCAUGGAGGCAGAUGCAGGAUCAGCUCAAGCUGCGGCAGUACAAGAAAAGCUCAAAGAGGUUCGCGAGGCAGCGUAUAAGGAUCAGAAGAAGCUUUUUCGGGACCUUGAGUCUGUCAAGGAUCAGGAACGUCGGAGGAUAAUGUUUGAGGAAGGUCCUCAGAUGGUGCACGCCUUGGAGGAGAGCCUCAGAGAAUGGAUUUUCCAAGUCAAACGUGACACGGGCAAAUUCCCCGAGUUCCCCGAUGAAGAAGAUGGCGGGUCUGCAGCCAUAGACGGGGUUUUAGACCCCUUGCGCCCUCGGGGGUCUGAGGUCGUCAAGGAGGAGCAGCUUGACGUGGAGACGGAAGGUGACAGCAACAAGCCCCAGCAGCCCCAGGACGAUGAGGAAGAAGAGCAACUUGUGAUGGUGCGUCAGUCCUGCGUCACCCGCGAGCUCAGCGAUGCCUGCGCUGCCUACAGAGACAUUUGGCAGGCGGAUGCUGUAGGCGACGUGGCUGAGGAGGUGCAGAGGGCGCUGGUGCUGGAGCAGCAGCGGCAGGGCGUACGCGUCGCCGUCAGGAGCAAGGUGGACGCCGUGCUCAGGGUGCAGCUGCAGAAGCUCAAGGAGGAAGUGGAAGGCGAGAAGAAAGGAUCUCGUAAGAAGAAGCGCACGAAGAAAGGAGCAAAGAAGAGCAGGAGGAGGAGGGAGAAAGACCUCACGCCUGAUCGCUCCACCGAGUCCCUCUACGAAGAGCUUGUCAUCAAUGGCAUCGUGCGGAGCGUGCAGCAGCACCCCGGCCUGGACGCUCUCAGCGCGGCCCCCAACACAGCGGGCCACCGCAGCCUCGCCCUCACUGGCUGGCCCGCCCCCUCCUACGGGGACUUCAUCAACACCCUCGUGGAGUACGUCGCCCUGCCCCUCGGUCUGGAGCGACUGCACGAGUUGGCGGAGGAAGACAGCGGCGGCGGCGGCGGCGGCGGCGGCGGCGGCGGCGGCGGGGCCGUGAACGAGAGCCUGGCGGCGGCGGUGGUGCGCAGCGUGCUUGUUGUACUGCUGCUCCAUCUGGUGCUCAAGGUGGGAAGGCUGAUGCAGCCAACAAUUAUCCUCGUCGACGAGGCAGAAAAAACUUUCCUCAAGAAGGUGCCGAAAACGGACAAAUCUGAACCUCGUCGCCUGCGCAAGGAGUUGCCGCGACUCGUGAAGGCGAUUGCUCCUGAGGAUAGAAUCAUCUUGAUCGGCAUCACCAACUCGCCAUGGAACUGCGACUUAAAAAACCUGACGUCGGUGUACCAGAAGAUUUUGCUUUGCCCACGCCCCUCGUUCAGCGCUCGCGCUGCACUCUGGGGGCACCAGCUUCUGCAUCAUGGAGCGCCUAUGAGCUCUGCACAAGACAUAAGUUGCUUGGCCAGGAUCAGCGACGGCUUCACUGCCGGUCAAAUCUGCCUUGUGACAAAGCAGGUCGUUUCUUUGAAGAAGAAGAUAGCCACGGAGAAAUCAGCAGUUCUCAUUCAAGACUUCAUCCCGUAUCUCGCCAAGCAAGAACCGCUCUACAGGGAGGAAGAAGAGGCGAUGGCCGCGUGGUUCCUCAAGACACCACUCAUGAAAAGACGCGCUAAGCUGCACGAGGAACUCAAGCUACUCAAGGAGAAGAAAUCUACAGAUAAGAGUGGUAAAGGCCGCUCCAAACCUGCCAAAAAGAAGAAAUAAUGUUGUUUCUUCUUCAAUUGUAACUCGUCAAACGACAAAGAAUAAAUAAUAGUACAAAACAGAA
Hyalella azteca is the source of this 2464-nucleotide messenger RNA. RefSeq names its product dynein regulatory complex protein 11-like. The coding region runs from base 1 to 2400 and encodes 799 amino acids. The transcript is spliced from 20 exons. NCBI's taxonomy places the organism in Eukaryota, Metazoa, Arthropoda, Malacostraca, Amphipoda, Hyalellidae. The record is from RefSeq and is a predicted model, not a curated record. Gene Ontology annotation, molecular function: protein binding.